Molecule: messenger RNA, 1050 nt
Organism: Mollisia scopiformis
Lineage: Eukaryota; Fungi; Ascomycota; Leotiomycetes; Helotiales; Mollisiaceae
Product: glycoside hydrolase family 53 protein
Exons: 2
Coding region: 1-1050 (349 amino acids)
Biological process (GO): pectin catabolic process
Molecular function (GO): glucosidase activity
Source: RefSeq, a predicted model, not a curated record
AUGUUGCCUUUUUACGUUCUUGCCGUCCUUGUCGCAGGGGUGCGGGCAUCUCUGACGUAUAAAGGCGUGGACUGGUCUUCGCUCUUGAUUGAAGAGGCAGCUGGUUAUACUUACAAGACGACUUCGGGAACGACGGAACCACUCGAGACCAUCUUGAAGGCCAGCGGAGUCAACACUGUCAGACAAAGGCUAUGGGUCAACCCAUCAAGUGGCGACUAUAACCUGGCCUACAAUCUCAAGCUUGCGGCACGUGCAAAGGCUGCUGGGUUGAAUAUCUAUCUCGAUAUGCAUUUCAGCGACACUUGGGCUGAUCCUUCUCACCAGACCGUCCCUUCCGGCUGGCCAACCGACACGAUCGGCGACCUCACAUGGGAACUCUACAACUACACUCUCGCCGUCUCAAACGCCUUCGCAGCAGCCGACAUCCCCCUCUCCAUCGUCUCGAUCGGCAACGAAAUCACCAACGGUCUCCUCUGGAACCUCGGCUCCACAUCCUCAUAUUACAACAUCGCAACCCUCCUCCACUCCGCAUCCGCAGGAAUCAAAGCUUCAAAACUGACGACCCAACCAAAGAUCAUGAUCCACCUCGACAACGGCUGGAACUGGGCCACCCAGAAAUACUGGUACACCACCGUCCUCGGCGAAGGUCCAUUACUCAGCACUGACUACGACAUCAUGGGCGUAUCCUACUACCCCUUCUACAACAGCGCCGCCACGCUCGCUUCGUUCAAGACUUCCCUAACGGACAUGGCGUCCAGCUGGGGCAAAUCCAUAGUAGUAGCCGAGACGAACUGGCCGGAAGCGUGUCCGAGUCCCGCGUACAGCUUCCCCUCGGACACGACGAGCAUCCCGUUCAGCGCCGCGGGGCAGACGACGUGGGUGAAGGACGUGGCGGCUGUUGUUGCGGGGGUGUCGGGCGGUGCCGGAUUGUUUUAUUGGGAACCAGCGUGGAUUCAGAAUGCGGGAUUGGGGAGUAGUUGUUCAGAUAAUUUGAUGGUGGAUCAGAGUGGGACGGCGAGGAGUAGUUUGGCUGUGUUUGCGGCGAUUUGA